UAUAAAAGCCCGCUUCGGCGCGUCUCGCCGCCACAGUCGCUUCCUGUUUUCGGCAAAGCUGUUGUUGCUGGGACCACAGUGGCCGCGAAGAUGGCGUCUACCAGCCGUUUGGAUGCUCUUCCAAGAGUCACGUGUCCAAACCAUCCAGAUGCAAUUUUAGUGGAGGACUACAGAGCUGGUGAUAUGAUCUGUCCUGAAUGUGGCCUGGUUGUUGGUGACCGAGUUAUUGACGUAGGAUCUGAAUGGAGAACUUUCAGCAAUGACAAAGCAACAAAAGAUCCAUCUCGUGUUGGAGAUUCUCAGAAUCCUCUUCUGAGUGAUGGAGAUUUGUCUACCAUGAUUGGCAAGGGUACAGGAGCUGCAAGUUUUGAUGAAUUUGGCAAUUCUAAGUACCAAAAUCGGAGAACAAUGAGUAGUUCUGAUCGGGCAAUGAUGAAUGCAUUCAAGGAAAUCACUACCAUGGCAGACAGAAUCAACCUCCCUCGAAAUAUAAUUGAUCGAACAAAUAAUUUAUUCAAGCAAGUAUAUGAACAGAAGAGUCUGAAAGGAAGAGCUAAUGAUGCCAUAGCUUCUGCUUGUCUCUAUAUUGCCUGUAGACAAGAAGGGGUUCCUAGGACAUUUAAAGAAAUAUGUGCCGUAUCACGAAUUUCAAAGAAAGAAAUUGGUCGAUGUUUUAAGCUUAUUUUGAAAGCUUUAGAAACCAGUGUGGAUUUGAUAACAACUGGGGACUUCAUGUCCAGGUUCUGUUCCAACCUGUGUCUUCCUAAACAAGUUCAGAUGGCAGCUACACAUAUUGCCCGCAAAGCUGUGGAGCUGGACUUGGUUCCUGGAAGGAGCCCCAUCUCUGUGGCGGCAGCAGCUAUUUACAUGGCCUCCCAGGCAUCAGCUGAGAAGAGGACCCAAAAAGAAAUUGGAGAUAUUGCUGGUGUUGCUGAUGUUACAAUCAGACAGUCCUACAGACUGAUCUAUCCUCGAGCUCCAGAUCUGUUUCCUACAGACUUCAAAUUUGACACCCCAGUGGACAAACUACCACAACUAUAAAUUGAGUCGGCUAAUAUGAAACUAAUGAACACAGAACUUUGCCUGUUGUAUAUAGCCAUACAAAGUGCUGGGCUGAGCCUUUGAUGAAGAAAAACACAAGACAUGGUACGCAUUCCAGGGCUAAAUAUUAUUGCUUGGCGUUCUGUAUGUAUAUACUAGUAAAGCAUAUUUAAUGAUUUAAAUUUCUUAUUGAAUUUGCUUUCUUUUGUAGCAAUCUAGGAAACUGUAUUUUGAAAAUAUUUGAAAUUAUGUAAUUCUUGAAUAAAACAUUUUUCAAACUAAACUUUUUGUUAUAAUUACAUGUUCUAUGUAAUUUAUAAUAUAUAAUUGCAAAUAAUGCAUAUUGUUACAGCUAGUAAAGCUGAUAGAGGUCCUUGUUUCCCAUUUUUCUUUUAUAUAUUUUUUGGAGGUUUUUUUAUCUUAAUAAAGUCACAAAAAUAGCAAA
Messenger RNA from Tupaia belangeri chinensis (Chinese tree shrew), 1486 nucleotides. RefSeq names its product general transcription factor IIB (gene GTF2B). The transcript is spliced from 7 exons. Gene Ontology annotation, molecular function: acetyltransferase activity; RNA polymerase II general transcription initiation factor activity; TBP-class protein binding. NCBI's taxonomy places the organism in Eukaryota, Metazoa, Chordata, Mammalia, Scandentia, Tupaiidae. Gene Ontology annotation, cellular component: transcription preinitiation complex; nucleus. Bases 91 to 1041 code for a protein of 316 amino acids. The record is from RefSeq and is a predicted model, not a curated record. Gene Ontology annotation, biological process: RNA polymerase II preinitiation complex assembly; RNA polymerase II core complex assembly; transcriptional start site selection at RNA polymerase II promoter.